Molecule: messenger RNA, 3990 nt
Organism: Chlamydomonas reinhardtii
Lineage: Eukaryota; Viridiplantae; Chlorophyta; Chlorophyceae; Chlamydomonadales; Chlamydomonadaceae
Exons: 9
Coding region: 260-3664 (1134 amino acids)
Source: RefSeq, a predicted model, not a curated record
AAUAUUACGCAACCAUACCGUGCCGUGACCCUUCGCCGGCUCCUGCUUUCUUGACCAAAAUACUGAAGUGCUGUUUCGUAUUGACGCUUACAUCAUCAAAAUCACUCAUCGAGUCCACUUUUGAGGUAGCGAGGCCUGGGCGCAGCUGUAACUGUAAGCGCCGGCUUGGGCCUGCGGCGGAGGGGGCCGGACCUGGUCGAAUGCCCCAACGACUGGGCGUCAGCGCCUGAGUAGCGGCGCAGCGGGGCCGCAGGCGCCGAUGCCGACGGCCCGCUCGCGGGCGUCCGCUGCCACUGGCGGCAGCGGCAACAGCAGCGCGAACGCGCAGCAGCCGGCCGCGGGGCCGACCAGCACGCAGCUCAUCAAUGAGCGCGCGCACAUCUUGGGGCUGCAGCUGCAGGCGGCAGCGCUGGCCGCGCGCAUUCAGCACGCGGUGGCCAGCUACGGCUCGCCGUCGCUGCACCAGCAGCUGCGGGAGCUGCUGCAGCGCGGAGUGCUCAGCGCCGACGCCACCGCGGCGCGCAGCGAGGUUGCCUAUCUGCAGGCCCUACUGGAGAGGGUGCAGUCCGGCAGGCUGGCGUCGACCUCCGCCGCCGGAGGCGGCGGUGGAGGCAACGGAGCCGCCUCCGGCGGCGCCCGCCAGGGCGGCCGCCGUGGCGGCGGCGCAGCCGCAGGCGCCUCCGGCGCCGGAGGUGCCGGCGCAGCGUCAGCGUCAGCGGCGGCUCCGCUGCCUUUGACGGCACGUGCCGCCGGCAGCAAGCAGUUCUCGGCGCUGGCGGCGGAGCACGUGCGGCACUGGCUGGAGCAGGCGGGCGAGGCGGUGGGGCUGCUGGAGGACCUGUGCGCCCCCGGCUCCAUAGAGGAGUGGCCGCUGGAGCCGCCGGAGCCGCCGCCGCCGCGGCCGCCCGGCGGGCCGCCAGUGGCGCACUUCAUCGCGCGCAUCCCGGCCGAGCUGGCGUCCCACAUGGAGCUGCCCACCACUGGCUACAGCCAGCUACAGCCGCCACCGGCUGCAGCUGCUACGGCGGCGGCGGCUGGUGCUACGGCUGCUGCUGCUGCGGACGGCGGUGGUGUGUGUGUGGAGGCGGGCACGGCGAAUGGAGUCGGCGCCGGGGCUGGCGCAGGUGCGGCGUGUGUCAGCUGCGGCGGCAGCGGCCUGCACAGCGGCGGCGGCGCCGCCGCCUCCACCUCGGGCGGGCUACUAUGGGCGGCGGCGCCGCUGCUGCACGACCCGGCGGCGGGGGUGUCGUACCGCGUGGCGUGUCACGAGAGCUGGCCGGAGGGCACAGUGCUGCUGCGCGCGGCGGUGCGGGUGCUGGGGCUGGGCCUCCAGGCCAGUGACGUGGUCAUUCACAACAACGAGGAGGAUGACGUGUUUGUGGAGUGCGCCGCCGGGCCGCCGCCGCCGCCGCCACCCGCACCGCUGGGAGCUGCGGCCGGCGGCGCGGCGGCGGCUGCCGCAGGCACAGCAGCCGGCAGCACGGCGGCCGGCGGCGGGGCGGCGGGCGGGCGGAUCGGCGCGGAGGCGGGCGGUGUCGUCCUUGAGAACCUGACUCUGCUGCAGCUGGGCGGAUACGAGGGCGCACUCAGAGUGCUGCGCGGCCGCACCACGCUGGUGGACGUGGUGGUGCAGUUCGCCAUGGGCGGCGUCACGGUGGAGCCGGGCGCGCACCUGGUGCUGGGGCCGGGCACGCGGGUGGCGGGCGGCGCCACGGCGGGCGUGCAGGUGGCGGCGGGCGGCUGCGCGGAGCUGCUGGGGCCGGGCUGCGAGGUGACGCGCUGCGGCGGCGGCGACGACGUGGUGCCCAAGGACCUGGGCGGCGUGGAGCUGAUGGUGCCGCUGGCGGACUACCCACGACUGCCCGCCGCCCCCAGCCCCAAGGCCCUGCUGCAGGCGCACCGCCAGCUGCUGGACGGCAGUAGCAGCGGCAGCAGUGCGGCAGCAGCGGCGGCGGCGGCGGGCACAACAGCCAUUGGCUGUGCAAAUGACAACGGCUGUAGUGCCGCAAACGACGGCAGUAGCAGCGGCAGUGGCAGUAGCAGCGCCCCGGUGCCGCCUCAGGACCACCUGACCUCGCACCUGGGGGCGCUACAGCCGCCAGCGACCGUGGUGGUCGGCCCGGGCUGCACCAUACACAACACACGCGGCUUCGCGAUCUCAAUUGUCAAGAAGCGCGCGCUCGCAGCCUACCACGAACUCAUACACAGCGGUGCCGCAGGCGGCGGCGGCGGCGGCAGCGCCCCCGGAAGCAGCGCCGGCGCGUUCGGCGCCGGCGCGGCGGCAGCCAGCGGUGGCGCCGGAGGCGGCGGCGGCGGUUGUAGCCUGGCGGCUGCGCUGGAGGGCGCGCGGGUGCUUGUAGCUCGCGGUGCUUGUUUGGGUCCCAACAACAGCCGGGGGGCGGUGGGGGUGGUGGAGCUGGAGUAUCACCAGCUGGAUGGAGACGCGGUCAACCGCCGCACCGCCUCGCGCCACUUCCACGCCGUGCAGCUGGCGGCGCGGCAGCUGCAGGAGGGCUUUGCGUCGCCCGGUGUGGACUGGACGACGCACCGCAUCCGACUGGAAGCCAACCCGGCCAGGCCGGGGCGCAGGGCGACCAAGCUGGAGAUAGCUGCAACGGCGGCGGCCGCGGCGGCGGCGGCGGGCGGCGGUGCGGGUGGGGGCCGCCGUCGUGCGGGCAACGGAGUGGUGGUGGGCUGCCGGACACUGCGACAGGUGCUCUGUGCCAGCGUGGCUCGCGCGCAACGGCGGCAGCGCGGCAUCGCACACAGGCGGGCCGGCGGCGGCAGCAGCAGCAGUGGCGACAAUGGCAGUAGCAGCAGUGGCGACGGCAGUAGUAGCAGCGGGGACGACGACGAUUCCCAGGAUGAGUCGGGCGACGAAUACACCAGUAGCAGUGGCGGCGGCUCUGACGGGGUUUGUGAGGACGGGUCUGCGAGCGCGAGCAGUAGCACACGGGCUGCAGGCGCUGCUACAGCCGACGGGACACCCAUGUCCAUGCCAGGGUUGUUUAGGGGCGUGUCAACAGAGCACUCGCCAGCCGCCAUACGUGCGGCAGUGGCGGCGGCGGCGGUGUCGGGUUCGGGGUUGACAGUGGCUUCGCCGUCGCGGUCGCUACCUGUCUUGCCACGGGUGUGUUGCGGCUGUGGCCGCACUGCCUCUGGGGCGGAGGGGGCGGCCGCGGCGGCGGCGGCGGCGGCAGUGCCGGUCGCCGCUGUUGCCGCCGCAGCUGGCACAGCUGACGCCACUGGGCCGGGUGAGUCGUCUGGCGAUGGCGCCAAGCCGAGCAGUGCAGCGGCAGUGGCAGGGGCACAAGACGGAAGUGUGGCCGCGGGAGCGGGGACCGGCACAACGCUGCCUCCUAGUCCUGGGCAGCCGCAGGAGCGGCCGCCGCCCCCGCCUGAACAACCAGGACAGACCGUGCCAGCCGCACCCGGCGGCGGCGCGCCUGCAGCGGAAGGCGGGCCGGGCGCCGCCGCCGCUGCCAGCCCGCAGCUUGGCGCCGCUGGCACCAAGCCGCUGCGGCUGCGGCGCUGCGGCGCCUGCCUCAGCAUCUACUACUGCAGCGCGGACUGCCAGCGCCGGGACUGGGCCCGACAUGCGCCGCAGUGCCGGGCGCUGCGCGGGGCGGCGGGUGGCGCGGGCGCGCGUGGGGAGGUCACGUGACUGUAGGGGGGAGCACGCGGCCACUGCAUGGUGUGUGUAUGCCAUAAUGCGGGUGGGGCUGAGUGGAGUGUUGACUCUCGUAGUGUUGGUGACAGGGCGUAGCGGCGACACACGUUGGGCUGCUUGGUGAAGGGACGGUAAAAAGGGGGUAAAGGGCACGUCACAACUUGUGUAACAUGAUCGCCUGUUCUAGGCGUAGACCAAACACAUGGUCGCUUCAUACGGGAACGCGGCGAGUGCGGGAGUGCCCCCGGUCGGCUGGACAGUGACAGUGCCCAGUAGCUUCCAAGUUCCUGAUUCGUUGAAAUGUGGAUACGACGAUACGU